UGAAAGUUGUGGAACUAUAACUUGUGACAGCAGGUGCUUCUUAUUUGGUAAGCCAGCCAUUUGUGCUUCUGAAUGACUAAGGAGAUGCAGGAGGCCUCGGUGGAGAUUUAGCAAAGCCACCAACUGCAGACUGCACCAUGGACCUAAAGCUGGACCCUUCCCGCGAUGACCUGCCUCUCAUGGCCAACACCAGCCACUUGCUCGUGAAGCACUACGUACUAGAUUUGGAUGUGGAUUUUGGAAGCCGGAUCAUUGAGGGCACCAUAGUUCUUUUCUUUGGAGAGGGAAGCAGCUUUGAAAAACGGGCGGGUUCCACCCAGGAAGCAUUCCAGGUGGAGUCAGAGGAAGACCGCACAUUUAGGGCAACUGAGCCACGCCAUGUUCCUGAGACGGCUGCAAGUACCUUCUCACCUCAGAUGGGAUGCAGUGAAUGUGCAGCCUGUGGUAAAGGUGAUCAAGAUGCCUUUGAUAACGAUGGUAACCAUGACAACUGGGAACAUGCUUCUGAGAUCUCUAGCUCAAAGUAUUGCUGUGGCGCAGGGAAUCAUGGGAGAGAGGAUUUCUUGCUAGUGUUGGACUGCUGUGAUUUGUCUGUGCUGAAGGUAGAGGAGGUGGAUGUGGCCGCCGUGCCAGGCCUUGAGAGAUUUACAAAGGCUCCCAAGCUCGCAGCUUCUCCUGAGAAGCUCAGGCAUGAGAUUGUCCGUGAACUUGUGGCUCUGCCUGCAGAAGUUUGGAGGGAGCAGCUAGAAUGCUACACCCGUUGCAGCCAGGCCCCUGGCUGUGGGGAGCUCUUCUUUGACACUGACAAUUGGAGCCUACAGAUCAGGAAGCCGGGAGCUCAGGCAGCUGCUGACUUUCCUCGGGCCAUCAGGGUAUGGUACAAAACUAAACCCGAGGGGCAGUCAGUGACUUGGACCUCAGACCAGAGUGGCAGGCCGUGCGUUUAUACCAUGGGAUCCCCCAUCAACAACAGGGCCCUGUUUCCAUGCCAGGAGCCACCCGUUGCCAUGUCAACAUGGCAGGCCACAGUCCGAGCAGCUGCACCUUCUGUUGUUUUAAUGAGUGGGGAAAAUUCUGCCAAGCCCACACCGCUUCCAGAAGUCUGCUCAAGCUGGCAUUACUACGUGACCAUGCCAAUGCCAGCCUCUACCUUCACAAUUGCAGUGGGUUACUGGACAGAAGUGAAGCCCAAGACAUCCCCAUCAGAUGAUCCGGAGGCAGAGCGCCCUCUCCUGCCUUUGAAAGCUGACUCCAGGUAUGCUGACCCCUGCAGUCAUGUAGACUACCCGUGCCGGUUCCAGGAUCCCUCUGCUGCCACGCAGGACACCAUUCCUCAUCGCGUGUUCGCCCCCCUGUGCCUCGAAGGCGCCUGCCGCGAGGCCCUGCUGUGGCUGGUUCCUCCUUGCCUCUCAACUGCAUACUCUGUCCUGGGAACGCACCCUUUCUCCCGGCUGGACAUACUCAUUGUCCCUGCCAACUUUCCCAGUCUGGGGAUGGCCAGCCCACACAUCAUCUUCCUCUCCCAGAGCACCUUAACAGGCACGAGCCAUCUCUGUGGGACCCGUCUCUGCCAUGAAAUCGCUCACGCCUGGUUUGGCCUAGCCAUCGGGGCCCGAGACUGGACGGAAGAGUGGCUCAGCGAAGGGUUCGCCACUCACUUGGAAGAUGUGUUUUGGGCUGAAGCACAGAAGCUGCCCCCACAUGAGGCCCUGGAGCAGCAGGAGCUGAGGGCCUGCCUGCGCUGGCGUCGCCUGCAGGAUGAGCUGCGGAACUCCCCAGAGGAAAUGCAGGUGUUGAGACCCAACAAAGAGGAGACCGGCCUUGUGAGUGCUUCUGGCGCAUCUGUUGUCAAACAUGGACUCAACCCGGAGAAGGGCUUCAUGCAGGUCCAUUACUUAAAGGGUUACUUCCUUCUUCGAUUCCUAGCCAGAACACUUGGAAAGGACACUUAUUUUUCAUUUUUAAGAAAAUUUGUACACCUGUUUCAUGGGAAGUUGAUUCUUUCUCAGGAUUUCCUUCAAAUGCUGUUGGAGAGCAUUCCAGAAGACAAAAGGCUCGGCCUGUCUGUUGAGAACAUCGUCCGUGAUUGGCUUGAGUGUUCCGGAAUACCUAAGGCGCUGCAGGAGGAGCGCGAGGCCGAGGACUGCGCGCCCACUGGGCUGCUGGCACGGCGAGUGGGCGCAGAGGUGGCGAAGUGGAUUCGACUGAACCGCAGACCCCGAAAACGCAAGCGAGGGAAGCGAGAAGCCGCCUUUGAAAAGCUUUCUCCAGAUGAGAUCAUCUUGCUUCUGGAGUGUCUGUUAGAGCAGAAGACCCUGAGCCCCCAGACACUGCAAUGCCUCCAGCAGACGUACGGCCUCCAGGAGCAGGACGCAGAGGUUCGCCAUCGAUGGUGUGAGCUGGUCGUUAAGCACAAGCAUACAAAAGCAUAUGAGCAGGUGGCGAGGUUCCUGCGGGAGGACCAGGCCAUGGGUGUGUACCUCUAUGGGGAGCUGAUGGUGAGCGAGGAUGCCAGGCAGCAGCAGCUCGCCCACAGGUGCUUUGAGCUGGUGAAGGAACACAUGGACAGAGCCUCAGCCCAGGUGGUGUCUGAAAUGCUGUCUUAAAGAGGUAAUUCUCCCCUUCCUGUUCUCUCCGGACU
Molecule: messenger RNA, 2641 nt
Organism: Phodopus roborovskii (desert hamster)
Lineage: Eukaryota; Metazoa; Chordata; Mammalia; Rodentia; Cricetidae
Gene: Aopep
Product: aminopeptidase O (putative)
Exons: 16
Coding region: 138-2606 (822 amino acids)
Cellular component (GO): nucleolus
Molecular function (GO): zinc ion binding; metalloaminopeptidase activity
Source: RefSeq, a predicted model, not a curated record